AUGGGCAACGAAGGCAGCUCUCCCAUCGACGAGUCGAUCCCGCCAUCCACCCUCUCCGGCCGCACAAUCGAUGCGCUAGCAUCAUACAUCAAAUCCGGCCACUGCAAAAAAGUGGUCGUGAUGACCGGCGCCGGAAUCUCCACCUCAGCAGGCAUUCCCGACUUUCGCUCCCCAGAAACAGGACUCUACGCCAACCUCGCCCGCCUCAAUCUCCCCUACGCAGAAGCGGUUUUCGACAUCUCCUACUUCCGUGAGAAACCAGAGCCAUUCUACACCCUUGCCCACGAACUCUAUCCGGGCAAAUUCCGCCCGACGAUCACACAUUCAUUCAUCAAACUCCUCCAUGACAAGGGCCUACUGCUCAAACACUUCACGCAAAACAUAGACACUCUGGAUCGUGAAGCUGGCGUCCCGGGUGAUCUCAUCAUCGAAGCUCACGGCUCGUUCGCACGGCAGAGCUGCAUCGAGUGCAAGGCCUCAUAUCCGGACGACGACAUCCGUGAACACAUCAACGCAAAGACUAUACCACGGUGCUAUGAGUGUAAGGGCCUGGUCAAGCCGGAGAUUGUGUUCUUCGGCGAGCAAUUACCAGCCGAAUUCUUCGCCGCUCGAGGACUGCCUGCAGAAGCGGAUUUGUGUAUUGUCAUGGGCACGAGUUUGACAGUACAGCCGUUUGCGAGUCUGCCCGGGAUGUGCAGAGAUGACACGCCGAGGGUGUUGAUCAAUCAGGAGAGAGUGGGCGGUCUUGGAGGGAGGUCAGACGAUGUGCUAAUUUUGGGAGACUGCGAUGAUGGGGUGAGGAAAUUGGCAGAAGCGUGCGGAUGGACAGAGGAGUUGGAGGCCGAUGAAAAGCAGGACGCCCCAUGGGAUCUGCGUGGCCAGUGGUAA
Zymoseptoria tritici IPO323 is the source of this 888-nucleotide messenger RNA. RefSeq lists its product as uncharacterized. Gene Ontology annotation, molecular function: NAD+ binding; histone deacetylase activity, NAD-dependent. The coding region runs from base 1 to 888 and encodes 295 amino acids. NCBI's taxonomy places the organism in Eukaryota, Fungi, Ascomycota, Dothideomycetes, Mycosphaerellales, Mycosphaerellaceae. The transcript has 2 exons. The record is from RefSeq and is a predicted model, not a curated record.